Molecule: messenger RNA, 534 nt
Organism: Epinephelus lanceolatus (giant grouper)
Lineage: Eukaryota; Metazoa; Chordata; Actinopteri; Perciformes; Serranidae
Gene: ndufs5
Product: NADH:ubiquinone oxidoreductase subunit S5
Biological process (GO): mitochondrial respiratory chain complex I assembly
Cellular component (GO): respiratory chain complex I
Source: RefSeq, a predicted model, not a curated record
GGUCGCGUCUCUUCACGACACAGUUGAUCAUUUUACGGCAGAGUUUUGGUCAGCCGUAAAGCGAGACGUGGGGAGCGGAGGAAGGUUAAAGAGAAUCCUACAGCACACGCAAUCAUGCCAUUUGUGGACCUUCAGUCACGGCUUGGCAUCAACCUGGAUGGCUGGAUGCUGCUGCAGAGUGGAAAUCAGCCCAACAAGAGAGCAGCCCGCUGCCAUGCCUUUGAGAAGGAGUGGAUUGAGUGCGCCCAUGGCAUCGGGCAGACCCGUGCCAAGAAAGAGUGCCAGCUGGAGUUUGAGGACUUCUAUGAGUGCAUGCACAGGGAGAAGACGCGCCAGAGGCUCCAUGCGAUCCGUCAGCAGCGUGACAAGAUGGUGAAGGAGGGAACUUACACACCACCACCCUGCCACUCAGGCAAAACCGACCAGUCACCAUGAGGGAACAUGCAACUGUCCGCAGUUCUGUUCUGUAAAUCAGAUAUAGCUAUUUCCUGUUCGCUUGUACAAGUUUGCAAAUAAAUGUUAUUAUUGCACAUC